AUGGAUAGCUUGUUUUGGCCAUCAGAAGCUAACAGCUUUCGACGUUUCACACCUGAGUCCUUGGCAGCAAUUGAGGAAAGAAUUGCUAAGAAAAAAAAGCAACAAGCCAAAGUUAGCCGGGAGAAUAAGGGCCAAGGAGUUGAAGAAGAUAAACUUACUCCUCAGCUUGAUCUGAAAACCUGCAAAAAACUGCCAUCUCUGUAUGGGGAUCUUCCUGUGGAGCUCAUUGGGGAACCCCUGGAAGAUUUUGAUCCAUAUUACAGUGAUCACAAGACUUUUAUGGUGAUAAAUAAAAGGAGGAUUAUCUUCCGGUUUACUGCCACGCCUGCCUUGUGUAUAGUUGGUCCUUUUAAUCCAAUCAGAAAAGCAGCAAUUAAAAUUCUGAUCCAUUCAUAUCCUUUUAUUGGUUUCCUUUAUUUCAGUUUUAAAAAAUACUGUACCAUUUUAUGUCAUUCCGUUCGUCUGUUCGUAUUAAUAUACCUUUUUACUGGCAUAUAUACUGCUGAAAUACUGAUAAAAAUAUUAGCAAGAGGAUUUGUUUGGAACGAAUUUACUUUUCUUCGAGAUCCAUGGAACUGCUUGGAUCUUCUUGUUAUUGUCAUAACGUAUGUUACUAUGUGUAAAAGUGCAGGCAAGGUUUCAGCUCUUCGAACUUUCAGAGUACUGAGGACUUUGAAAGCUAUUUCUGUAAUACCAGGUCUGAAAGUCAUCGUAAAUUCACUUAUUGAAUCUGUUAAGAAACUUACUGAUGUGUUGAUCUUGACUGUUUUUUGCUUGAGUAUAUUUGCUCUGAUAGGCCUCCAGCUUUUUAUGGGCAAUUUAACAUCCAAAUGUGUCCUCAGUAAUACUACAUACAAUGACUCAUUAUGUAAAGAUGCCAAGAUAUAUGUACCAAAUGAUCCAGAUAUCUGCUACAGAAUGAAUAAAUCUUCUGAAAUAUUGCUCUGUGGGUUCAGUUCAUAUCCUGAAAAAGAGUGCCCGGAAAACUAUACCUGCAAGAAGGUUGGGAAGAAUCCUGAUUUUGGUUAUACAAGUUUUGAUCAUUUUGGCUGGGCCUUCCUUUCUUUAUUCCGUCUGAUGACACAGGAUUACUGGGAACGUCUCUACAGACAAACCAUCCGUACAUCUGGAAAGAACUACAUUUUAUUUUUUCUGGGGGUCAUCUUUUUAUGCUCAUUUUAUCUCUUCAAUCUGAUCUUGGCUGUAGUAACUAUGGCAUAUGAAGAGCAAAAUAGAGCUACUCUUGCUGAAACAGAGGCAAAAGAAAAAUUACUUCAGGAUGCCAAACAAAUUCUAGAGAAAGAACAG
This is a messenger RNA of Balearica regulorum gibbericeps (East African grey crowned-crane), 1308 nucleotides long. The record is from RefSeq and is a predicted model, not a curated record. NCBI's taxonomy places the organism in Eukaryota, Metazoa, Chordata, Aves, Gruiformes, Gruidae.